This is a messenger RNA of Racocetra persica, 1088 nucleotides long. NCBI's taxonomy places the organism in Eukaryota, Fungi, Glomeromycota, Glomeromycetes, Diversisporales, Gigasporaceae. The record is from the annotation of a GenBank genome assembly.
UCAGUUCUUUUUGAAGAAGGAGGCGUUUUAGAUACCCAAAUUCGAGGUUUACAUGGUUAUUUCAGUGAUGGCAACCCACAAGUUUUAAAUGAAAGACGAAAAAAUGAAUUAUUAAUAACUAAUAGAAUUAAUGGAUUAGAAAAAGACUUAAAUGAGUACAAUAGCCUAAAAUUGCCAACUGAUAGAGAAAUUAGCCAACUUAAAAAUGCUCAAGCAAGUAAAAAGGAAAAGUUAACUUUCCGAAGAGACUUUAAAACCUAUAUAGAAAAUAAUAGUGCUGAUAAUACUAUAAUUGAUGCUUAUCUUGGUAAAGGCUUAUCGGCGGAAAUUGCUGCUGAGGCUUACAGUUGUAAAAUUUCUGCGGAGGAAAUUGAUGGGGGAGUAGCGGCUUUUGCCGAACGAACUUACAAUCUAGUCAAUGAAGAAGAAUUAAAAAAUGCCAAAAAAGAUAAAACUUUCAUUAAUGAUUUUCGUGCUUUAGAAAACCUUUCUGAGCUUACUGAUGUUAAUAUUUUAGCUUACUAUAAAUUUAGUCCGGACGGUGGUGCUAACUAUGAGGAAGAUAUUAAUCCUUUAAAUAAUAAUAAAUAUGAUGCUUAUAUUUACAGUUUCAGCGGAGCACCAAAAAGGAGCAACCGACUUUUAGAUGAUGAAGAAAUUUGUGAUACUCAUACUCCAGGAAUUACUAAUAAUGAAUAUGCAAUCUUGAGUGGCUAUAAAUUUAAUCCUUUGGAGAAAACUAAGGACCAAGCACUUCAACAAAUACAAACUCAACAAAAUUCAAAUAGAGAAUAUUAUUCUUCUCAAUCUCAAUCCGAUAGUUACGAUAAUAAAAAUGAUAGUACUAGUCAGCCAACUUAUCAGCCAACUUCAAAUAAUAAUACUUCUACUUCAGAGCAAGACAAUUCAAAGUCUUCAACCAACGAUAAUGUUUAUUCAGCCAGCGGCGGCAGUGGUUAUUAUCCUAGUUAUGCUACUACUCAAUCUGAUGAUAAAAAAAAAGAAAACAAUUCUUCAACUCCGGAAAAGCCAAAACAACCAAAUUCAACUGCCAUUACUCCUAAAAAAGGCAUUGCUGAAAUAACCAU